This is a messenger RNA of Struthio camelus australis, 2294 nucleotides long. The record is from RefSeq and is a predicted model, not a curated record. Lineage: Eukaryota; Metazoa; Chordata; Aves; Struthioniformes; Struthionidae.
GCAUUUCCUUUAAUCAAAAGUGCAACUGGAUUUCCUUGGAAGUGUGUUGUGGUGCUGGUUUUUCUCAGGUGUCAGGAAUGUCUUCUGAGCCCACUUCAUCUGCUUCUGAGCAGUCCCCCUCUUCUCCACCCUCACCAAGUUCUCUCCGUCUGCCUGAAAGCCGCAGGACAAGAGAUCGCUCCCCAUCUCCCAUGAGAGGGUACCUCAUCCCUAGUCCUCUGCCCACCCGACGGACCAGGACUUUUUCAGCAACUGUGAGAGCUUCUGAGGGUCCCAUCUAUAAAGGAGUCUGUAAAUGCUUCUGUCGCUCCAAAGGCCAUGGCUUCAUUACCCCUGCAGAUGGAGGGCCGGACAUCUUUGUACACAUUUCUGAUAUUGAAGGCGAAUAUGUUCCCGUGGCAGGCGAUGAAGUCACCUACAAGAUGUGCACCAUUCCCCCUAAGAAUGAGAAGCUUCAGGCUGUGGAAGUGGUCAUUACCCAUUUAGCUCCUGGAACCAAACAUGAGACCUGGUCGGGGCACGUCAUCAGUUCCUAAGGUAUUCGGUGUGGAGCGCUGCCGCUGCGGACACUACGCGUGCGGGGAACUGCACGACAACUGACUUCCGAUGAAUCUGACCUAUCAAUAUUCUACGUAUUGUGUUGGAAGAAAUACUAGAUUGUCAAUAGGGCAGAAGUAGGCCAAAAUUGCUGUUUUUACAGCUGGCUUGAUACUUAAAAAAGAAAACAGUUCAAAAGUUAAUGAAGAAAAUCUAUCUCUAUAUAUGUAUUAAUGCGUUUACAAAACUAUAUUUUAAAGAGACCUAGUUUGUGUGCUUUUGGGGGGCGGAGGGGUUGUUCUCUUUUGUUUUUUUUUGUUUUUUUUUUUUUAACCUUGUGAACUGAUUCCAGUAAAUGCCCAAGCGAAUUAGGGAGAGAUUUGAAUGAGCAAUGGCAGUAGUGAGAGACACGGCUCAGAGGUGCUGUAGGUGCAUGAGCGCUCCGUUCCCUUGAGCGGCAUUUCUGUGGGUGAUAGAACAUGCUGCCUUAUUGCUGGUAACAGUGCCUGCGCGCAUUGGCGAGAGAGAGAGAUUCAUUGCUGCAAUUUGUUUUCAUCACGGAAGGACGUUCCCAAUGCGAGUAACUGCCUCACAACAGAAAAUCUCUGUCUAGUUGUUAUGCUCUGACAGUUCUGACAGCAACAACUGGUUACCCUUCAGGUGCAACGUUUUCAGAUUACAUGUCUGCAUAUGUGUGGAAGAUUAUGGUUUUUUUAGAACCUGGAUUGUUUGUGAAUUUACUUUGGUGCCUUGAUGGUUGAUUAGCAACAGAUUUUAUAGGCCAGUACUUAAAAAUCAUUAUAAAAACAAAACAAAAAAAACCCAAAAAACAACGCUUGGUUGCUUCAAGCUAAGCAGUAGAAAGCAGCAGAGUGGUGAAUACCUAAUAGCCUCUGACUAUGGUAGAAUUUACACAGAUCUGAAGAUCGCCAUUGAUUGCAUAUAGUUGGUGCAUGUCUGCCUCUAUAGUUUCACUUGGAGAAGGGGGGGGCAAGAUAACUGUAUUUCUGAAAAGCAAGUUAUCUGCUGUUCAGAUCACUGCGUGUAAAAUGCUGUGCGAGUUAUUCAGUAGGUUCAGCUGUCCUGUUGAAGUAGAUUCUGCAGCUGUGUUUCCUGAAAAGCUUGUUUGGUAGGAUGUGCUAGGAUCACCCUUGCUGUGACUCUCUUCUCUGCCUGCAAGAUUCCAUGUAGUCAAACCAGUGCAACUGCUCUUAGUUCUGCUCCUACUUGCCUCCCAUACAUUUUUUUCCAAAUGAAGCGUUUUUCUCUAUUAUGUUCCUAACAGUGGAUUUUUAUUGACUUUGCAAAUAAAAAAAAAAAAAGUUGGCAUGAAACUCUCUUCUCUUAGUUGCAUGGAACAGUAUAAUUAUUUCAGUUGCCUGUUCGCAAUAUUAACAAUCAGCUCUUGCAACGUCAUGAAAUAUCUUAAGACUCUCUUUCACAGCAGAAGACUGUGUUCCAAGAAGGUCUACUUUGUGGAGAGCACAGAUGUAUGAAGGUAAUCAUUGUCAUGGUUUAUUUUACCUUAAAGCGUGUUGGUAUUACAUGAUAGGGGUUUGUUUGUUUGUUUGUUUGUUUUUACACCAUAAGACUUACUAGUGGUGGGUUUAACACUACCUGGCUUGUGGAGUAUCACACACACUGCUUCCUUUACAAUAAAUGCUAACAUUAUAAUGCUUUAAGAGGUGUGUUUUCAGUCUGCUCGCCACAUAUUCUGCACUGAAGAUGAUUAGCACUAAAGAUGUCAGCAGCCGUAG